Molecule: messenger RNA, 2665 nt
Organism: Alnus glutinosa
Lineage: Eukaryota; Viridiplantae; Streptophyta; Magnoliopsida; Fagales; Betulaceae
Product: TORTIFOLIA1-like protein 3
Exons: 5
Coding region: 283-2145 (620 amino acids)
Cellular component (GO): microtubule
Molecular function (GO): microtubule binding
Source: RefSeq, a predicted model, not a curated record
AAAAUGGAAACCGCAAACCUUCUACGGUGCCGUUAAUCCUUCCUUUAGUUGCCAGUGAAAGUUACCUUGACCGUAUCAUCUGUGUGCCCACCGCUCUUUCCUCUAAAUACUAUAAAGAGCAAAGAAACACAAGCUGCUCUUUCUCAGUGACUUGCACUCCCAGACUAAAAACCGACCAAACGGUAACAACCUCCACAGCCAUCUCCGGCAAUGUCGCCGGAAAUCCAGGAGGCUCCACUGCCAGACCCGUAGCUCCGAAAUCCGACCAGCGAAACCAACAAAAUGGCCCAAAACCUCAAGCACCGGGUCUUCACGUGCCUCACCAAGCUCUCCGACCGGGACACCCACUCCAUAGCCGCGUCUGAACUCGAAUCCAUCGCCCGGACCCUCGACCCGACCCAAUUACCCACGUUCCUCUCGUGCAUUCACUCCACUGACCCGUCCGACAAGUCCCCGGUGCGGAAACAAUGCGUGAACCUCUUGGCGGUCCUCUCGGAGACUCACGGCAACACGCUCUAUCCGUACCUCUCCAAAAUGCUCUCCUCCGUCACGCGCCGCCUCCGCGACCCGGACUCCUCAGUCCGAUCCGCCUGCGUGAAUUCCGUCGCGGCUCUGUCUUCGCACGUCACGAAGCCUCCGUUCGUCUCGUUUCUGAAGCCCCUGGCCGACGCGCUCUUCACGGAGCAGGAUCCAAACGCGCAGAUCGGAGCGGCUCUGUGCUUGGCCUCGGCGAUCGACGCCGCUCCGGAUCCGGACCCGGCCAGGCUGGCGAAGCUGUUGCCGAGGUUCGAGAAGCUCUUGAAAUGCGAGAGCUUCAAGGCGAAGGCGGCGCUCCUGGCUCUGAUUGGUAGCGUUGUGAGUGUCGGUGCGGCGUCGUUUAACGGGACGCUGAGGAACUUGGUGCCUUGUCUUGUGGAGUUCUUGAGCAGCGACGAUUGGACGGCGAGGAAAGCGGCGGCAGAGGCGCUGCUGAGUUUGGCGCUGGUGGAGAGAGAUUCGCUGCCGGAGUAUAAGCCUGGCUGUGUGACGGUCUUCGAGAGUCGUCGAUACGACAAGGUGAAGGCUGUGCGGGAGGUUAUGAAUCAAAUGUUGGAGGCUUGGAAGCAGAUUCCUGAUGUUUCGGAUGAGGCAUCACCGCCGCCGCACUCGGAAUCUUCUUCGAAAGAGAAUGCGAGUGAUGGACGCCAUCCACCUGGGUCCAAAAAUUCUUUCCCUGCUGGUUCUAAAGCUCCUCAAUUGAGGAAAAACCCCAUCCUAACCAGCCGUUUAACGCCGACUGAUCGUUCAUCUGCUACCUGUGCAAGGAAGAGAAGUCCUUUGCAGAGCAACGACAAGAAAAUAGAUCCCCUGAUUUUCCGGAAGCUGGAUUGCAAGAGAUCUUCAGACUGGAAAGUUGAGAUUGCAGUGCCUAAUGUUUCUGGGCCUUUGGAGGUUGAUUAUAGGGAAAGAGAUGAGAAUGUCCCUGAGGGAAGGAAUACCGAGAAAAAUAGGUUAACCAAGCCCGAAACAAAACGGUCGCUCUUCAGUAAGAACUCUGAUGAUAAGUUGCACAAGUUUGGUGGGAACAAGAAUGGAUCUCGUGUGGUUCCAUGCCAUGAGGAGAUCCCAGAAUCCACUGUUGCCGGUAAUGUUACCGAUUUCCAUGGGAACCGCAAAGAGAGUGAGGAUUUAUCUUUAAUCCGCAACCAGCUUUUUCAGAUCGAAAAGCAGCAAUCUAGUUUACUAGAUCUACUGCAGAGAUUCAUUGGGAGCUCACAAAAUGGAAUGCGUGCUUUGGAGACACGUGUGCAUGGCCUAGAGUUGGCACUAGAUGAGAUCUCAUAUGAUCUGGCUGUAUCAAGUGGGAGGAUGACUAACACCGACUCCUUUAGCACCAAAUGUUGCCUUUUAUCGGGUGCAGAUUUUUUUAGCUCCAAGUUCUGGAAGAAGACAGAUGGCCGUUGUUCGUCCUCAAGGUUUUCUGCUUCCAAUGUUACCCCGUCAGUGCCUGCCAUGCGCUACAGAGCUGGUAACAAUGGCAAUGCUGAAAGGUUUAAGUCAGAGAACCGUAGGCUUCGGAUACAGGGUGGUGGUGGGUUCAUUGUGAAUCCACUAGCGGAGAUUCAGAGUGAUUCAAGGGGUAUCUCAGAGGUUUCACAUCACUAAUCAAUGGAAAACAACAGUUCUGAUGCAUAGUUUGGGCUGGAACUUUGAAUUCCCUCCGAUUCUAAUUUCAGCUUGGUGGAGAAACAACCUCCAAUGAGCAAGAGGUGUGAAUUUGAUCACUGCAUGGGCUAUAUUUGGCCUGUCAAGUAGCCUGUUGCAAAUUAUGUGAUGGAAGGAAGCGAUUCUUUUUUAUGCUAUCACCUAUAGAAGUGGUCUCGUGAUACUCUAGGAAAAGCAAAAAAAGUAGCUUAUUCACUCAAAAAGUCAUAAUCCGGUGCUGCAUUCAUCUUCUUUUUGAUUAUUUUUUCUACUAAAAUUGAGAACUCCCUAUGAGAGAGUUUCCACUAAAUGCCACUAUCAUGAUAUAGAGGGUGAAAUGUGUAUAGAGCAGUAGCGUUUAUUUUCCUCUUUGUUGAAAGUCUUUCUCUUUGUUUUGGUUCAUAAUUACUUGACCUAAAAAGGCAGCGAGUAUGUGGAUACUAUUAUGAUGAGCAUGCCUAUAUGGUUGAAGUUUUACCUA